Messenger RNA from Liolophura sinensis, 1320 nucleotides. Its product is annotated as myelin P2 protein-like. The transcript has 4 exons. The record is from RefSeq and is a predicted model, not a curated record. Gene Ontology annotation, molecular function: lipid binding. Bases 333 to 761 code for a protein of 142 amino acids. Lineage: Eukaryota; Metazoa; Mollusca; Polyplacophora; Chitonida; Chitonidae.
AAUAGAGACUAAGGUACAAUGAUUUUAUUCAGCCUGAGAAGCGAGAGCUUUUUCCCACGUUUUUAUAUACUAAGGAAGUCUAAUUUAAGGUUCUUAACCCGUUGCACCGCUCCCGACUGGGGUCAAAAACUGUGACGGUCGCAGACAGCGAGGAUUAGACAAGGCCGUACAGACGUGAUCGCUGCUCACUGUGUGCUUACGUCUUAACCCGGCGCAAUCUGCAUAGCCUGCCCGCCAGAUUGCAACAGGGAGUAUCUUGCGUGAUAACGAGGUCCGCACACCGACAGUCAAAGCUCUAGCAGCAGGGUGAAAGACAGACGGCAGUAGCAAUUAUGGCUGAAGAUUUGGAGCAGUUCGUGGGGAAAUGGAAACUAGAUCGGUCUGAGAACGUAGAAGAGUUCUUCAAAGCGAUGGGUAUGAAUUUCUUUCUGCGGAAGAUGGCGAGUCGCGCGAGCCCUGAACAGAUCGUGACCCGUGAGGAUAACAAGCUGAAGAUCGUCAUCCACACGGCGUUCAUGACACGAGAGGACGAGGUGAAGCUGAACGAGGAGUAUGAGAAACACGACGAGAAGAUGGGCGCCAAGUUUAAAUGUAAAGCCCGGAUGGAGGAGGGGAAGUUGAUCGUGGAUCAGGAAAGGAUUGACGGAGACGGCACUACUCCGCCACAGAUCAUCACAAGGGAGAUAAUCGAAGGAGAGACUGUCGUUAUAGUUAAAGUGGGAGAUGUGAUCAGCAAGCGAUGGUUCAAGCGAUUGGAAUAAGACACCUACCAUAUCACGACGUAUAUAAGAUUUACACGUCACCUGCGAAUAAGCAGUAGUUACCCGUCACCUGCGAUAAGCUCCUGUACUAGAAAUCUAUGGCAACCAGAAAACGGGUGUUUGUGACUUGUGGAGGUAGAGGUGGAAUAAAUGGCUUUGGUUGUAAGGAGAAUUUCUAGAUGACGAGAAGGGAGUUCGACAGAGGGAGCAGUUAUAAUUUGGGCAAUUUACACGCUUUGACGAUUGUGUGUAAAUAUAAACAAUUGACGGACACUUGAUACUGUGGUAAACCGAGAUUAAAUAGUGCAAUGUGAAAGAAAAUGUAUGAAAACGUCGUGGGGAUUUAGAGAACAAUAUUAGGAAGACACUAACGCUGUGCAAACGGGAGGCAACUCUGGUAACUCAUAAAUAACCAUGACUUGUAAGAUUUGCUUCCCUUCGCUAUUUGUAACAGCAGAUACGUAUAUGAUUAUUUACAAGACUUCAAACACUACAUAAGUAUAGAAUUGUGCAAAACGCUUUUGCUCAGAAGAAAGUUAUACAUAUAUCUGUAUAUACA